Molecule: messenger RNA, 1381 nt
Organism: Ilyonectria robusta
Lineage: Eukaryota; Fungi; Ascomycota; Sordariomycetes; Hypocreales; Nectriaceae
Exons: 1
Coding region: 57-1289 (410 amino acids)
Source: RefSeq, a predicted model, not a curated record
UACACCGCCAUACCUCACUCAUAAUCACGGCGGGCGACGCGUCAACUCAAAUCGCAAUGCUGUGCUUUCUGAGGCCAGUGAGGAGUCUGGUGAAGACCCUCGUCCUCAUUUCCCUCCCCGUCACGAUUUUGCCCUUCUUAAACGGCCUUAUCGAAGGCGUUUUCGUUGGAAACUAUUUGCUGGAAACCGGAUAUGCUUCGGCCCUCUAUUUGAAGCAGGAUCUCGAAGCAAAGGAUUUCGCCGAGCAUCUCAUCGUCUCUAGUCAACGCGUUGUCGACGCUGUUCUUCCACCGUUUCACGUCCUAAGGCUUCAUGACCCUACAGACUGGUGGGAAAGGUUGGGCCUGGAGCGGCUUGAUUUUGAUAAGGAAGCUUAUCCUCCCUAUGGGAGUCCCGACCCAACCAGUUUCGCAAGUUUGCAUGGCUUGCACCGACGAGUCAACGACCCUGAAGAGGAGCCAUGGCAUCACUGGGUGUAUGCUUCUGCGCAGCCAUGGCAUAGGGAAGAAUUUCUCAUGGAUGGGUGGGAUAUUGCGUUUGAAAAGUUGAUUCGAUAUCACUACGCCAACCCAUCCGUCGCAUCUGCCAGCUUCAACUACAUUUCCUGCCCAGAGAGCUUUCUUUGUGCGUCUUGGAGGGUCCAUGGACCAGCCUUGUUGCAUUUCACCACAGAAGGUGAGAUGGAUGGAAAGGUGGAGGAUCAGGUUCCCAAUUACGACACAGUUACUGUCCGCAUCAUCGAAUUUCCCCUCAAAGAAAAUCUGAUGCUGCCUGGUGUCUUUCCGAGUUAUUUCAACCAACUGAAAGCCGUGACGGAAGACGACGGUUGGGCAUCUCAUUCGCCGCAGUCCGAGUUUAAACAGUUCCUACGUCGAUAUUCCGAGGUCUGCGAGAAUUCAGAAUUUGCCUACCCUCGCUCAUAUGGACGACUAGCCAAGUUGGAACGAGCUGUGCUCUGGACAAUGAGCUUCGAAAAUUCGGCCUCGCCUAAAGUUGCCCGUUUUAUCGCCAUCUGCUUAUCGGGCGCGACCACAGUUCUUGGCUAUCGAGCCUUGAACAAAAUUCUCGACCUUUUGGGGUACAACACGCUUGAACAACCUGCGCCCACAGUAAAAAAUGACGAAAUUUUAAGUGUUGAGCAGUUGGAAUUAUUUUUCGCUUCCCUGGAAGAUGACACAGAAGAAAGAAUAAAGUCCACUCCCGAGGGAGCUGAAACUUGGAACGCGUUGUGGGAUACCUUCCAAAGGCUGUCAAAGGAGAAAGAGGAAGAAGAAGGUGUGGAGGAGUGAUGGAUAAAUAAAAUGUACAUACAUGAUGUUUUAGCCCAAACUCUUCUCAUUGCGGACAUGAAUCUAUUUUCCCACGCUGGUCCUAAAAAGAG